CGGCCGGGCUGUGGGGGGAGGGAGCGUGAGGGGCUUGGAGCGCCAGCGGGCACCGGGCUCGAAGGACGGCAACAUGGCGGCCCUAGGGUCUCCGGCGCGCACUUUGCGAGGCCUUCUACGGGAGUUGCGCUACAUGAACGCAGCCACUGGCCGACCCUAUCGCGACACCGCAGCCUAUCGGUAUCUCAUGAAGGCUUUCCGUGCACAUCGGGUCACCAGUGAGAAGUUGUGCAGAGCCCAACAUGAGCUUCAUUUCCAAGCUGCCACCUACCUCUGCCUCCUCCGCAGUGUCCGCCAACAUGUGGCCCUUCACCAGGAAUUUCACGGCAAGGGUGAGCGCUCGGUGGAAGAGUCAGCUGGCUUGGUGGGUCUCACGUUGCCCCAGCAGCCCGGAGGGAAGGGCUGGGAGCCAUGAAAAUGGGGAGAUUCCGUGGAUGCUGCCUUCAGAGAAGAAUUUAAUUAUUUCUAUCGAUAUGUAUUUAUCAUUAAAACUUUUUUUUAAGUUUA
Molecule: messenger RNA, 507 nt
Organism: Rhinolophus ferrumequinum (greater horseshoe bat)
Lineage: Eukaryota; Metazoa; Chordata; Mammalia; Chiroptera; Rhinolophidae
Gene: FMC1
Product: formation of mitochondrial complex V assembly factor 1 homolog
Exons: 2
Coding region: 74-415 (113 amino acids)
Cellular component (GO): mitochondrion
Source: RefSeq, a predicted model, not a curated record